Molecule: messenger RNA, 7526 nt
Organism: Malurus melanocephalus (red-backed fairy wren)
Lineage: Eukaryota; Metazoa; Chordata; Aves; Passeriformes; Maluridae
Gene: SYNM
Product: synemin
Exons: 4
Coding region: 93-4826 (1577 amino acids)
Biological process (GO): intermediate filament cytoskeleton organization; fast-twitch skeletal muscle fiber contraction
Cellular component (GO): costamere; intermediate filament; neurofilament cytoskeleton
Molecular function (GO): structural constituent of cytoskeleton; structural constituent of muscle; intermediate filament binding
Source: RefSeq, a predicted model, not a curated record
CCGGUGCCGCGCACACCCCGCAGCACCCGCGGCAGCCGCGCAGCGCCCGCAGCCCCGGGGCCACCGUGUCCCGACCCCGUGGCUCCGGCAAGAUGUGGCGCCGCUGGGAACCGGGAUGGGACGAGAAGAGGGAGCUGCAGGAGCUCAACUCCCGCCUGCGGGUCUUCGUGACCCGCGUGCGGGAGCUGGAGGAGGAGAACCGCUUUCUGGCGCGGGAGCUGGCGGAGCUGCGGGAGCAGGAGCUGAUCGGGCUCCGAGUGCCCGAGCAGGAGCUGGCCUGGCUGCGGAUGCAGCUGGAGGAGCUGACGCGGGCAAAGCUGGAAGCGGAGUUGGAGCGGGACGGGCUGCGGCGGGAGCUGGAGGAGCUGCGGGCGCUGGGCGCGGAGGUGCUGGGGAUGCGGCGGCGYCUGGAGCCCGAGCUGGCCGGGCAGCAGGCGCUGCUGGAGCGGCUGCGGGGCGAGUGCGUGGCCCUGGAGGAGCUGCUGCUGGAGCUGCAGGCCGAGCACGGGCACAUGGCGGAGCGGCAGCGGCGGGAGGCGGUGGAGAUGCGGGAGCUGCGGCUGAACCUGGCCGCCUUGCCGCCCCCCUUGGCCGGGCUGAGCUUGGAGGAGCUGGAGGAGACCUACGAGAUGCUGCUCAGCCAGAGCUGCCGGGAGACCCUGCUGCGCUACCAGGAGCAGAUCCAGGUGCUGCAGGAGCAGGAGGCGCAGCGGAGCCGGGAGAACCUGGAGCUGCUGCGGGAGGAGAGCCGGCAGUGCCGGCAGCACCUGGAGGAUCUCCAUCGCCAGGGCCAGGAGCUGUGCGCGCUGCGGGAGCGGCUGGAGCAGGAGCUGCUGGCCAUGCAGGACCGCCACGGCGCCGAGCUGGAGGAGUACCAGAGAAUAAUUGACGCCCUGGAAGAAGAAAAGCAGUUCCUGACCAUGUCAAUCACGGAUUACCUGAGGGACUACCAAGAACUCCUGCAGGUGAAAGCAGGCCUCAUCCUUGAGAUUGAAACCUACAGAGCUUUGUUAGAAGGGGAGAGCAAGCCAUGGAUUAUAUGGAGAGAAGAGUAUGCAGAGAAAUUGCCUCAAGAUAUCAUAAACACUUUAUAUAACUACACUGAUAUUUACUCUACUUACCAAGAAAGAAAUAGAAAUAAAGCUUCACCAGCUGCCAGGAUCACUGAUACRAGGCACAGAAUGCCAGUGACAAAUAUGAGCAGUUCUGCACGUUACUCAGCUCAUUCCAUGCAGGCUGGAUCACACACAACAACGGGGGGAAGAACUUUUGGAAGGGAUGUACUUGGUUCAACAUAUCGCCCUUCGACAACUGUCACAAAGGAUGAGAGGAUUGUAACAGACCACAAAGAGCUGAGAACAUUUACUCCAGACUACAGCAGCUGGAGAAGCACUGAAAUGCAGCAAAAGAGGAUUCCAGAGAGAAAGAAAACAGAAGUUACAACUUCAUCCACGGUGUCUUAUUCAAAAGAAUCAGCACAUACUGAAAGAUCAGACAAGGACCACAAGCCUGAUGCUGAAAAUACAAGAACAAAACCAGSCUUCACUAGAUUUCCAGCUUAUGAGCUGAUUAYYAAUGCAAAACCUKCAUCUAAAUAUGAAGAAACUAUAAUUGAAWCUCGGACCACACUAAAAGACAAAAGAGGAGACAGCAAACCARCUGAUGAGAAGACAUCUCUGCUGAAGGAAAAAGAUAAACCUUCAUCUAAAUAUGAAGAAACUAUAAUUGAAWCUCGGACCACACUAAAAGACAAAAGAGGAGACAGCAAACCAGCUGAUGAGAAGACAUCUCUGCUGAAGGAAAAAGAUAAGCUGGAGAAACAAACAGCAGAUGAGAAAAAGAAAACAGAUGAGAAAUCUUUUAUAGAAGAAAGUGUCGAUUUUGGAAGGAGGACUGAGCAGAGAAGAUAUAUCCGUGAGACGGUAACAGGGAGUGAUAUUUCUGCUGCAAGAACUUUGAUAAGUGAACCAACAAAAAAAGAUGCAAAUGUGACCUCGGAAUCAAGAAGUAAAGAAGUCAUUGAGGUACCAAUCACUCUUGAAAGGCCUGCUCCCGACAAAGAACUUCAGAGAAAUAAAGACAUAAGGGUACAAGGAGUUACCAUAGGAAGAGAAAGAGAUGACCAUGUAACUCAGUCUGCUGAAACUCACCACGUGAGGAUUUCAGAAGCAAAGUCAAGUUUGGAAGGUGAAGAGCAAAUUAGGGAUGGAACUCAUAAAAUGGGAGCUCUGCCGACUGAAAACAUAGCAGAGAAUAUUGUUGCUGACAUUCUUAAAAGUUUCACGCAGUCUUCCAGUUCACAGUCGUCCACAGACACCAAAGUGACCUAUUUYGAUAAGAAAGAGCAAGAAGAUGAAGGGAAAAUCAAGACCGAGUUCACAGUGCAGUCUCAAGUGCAAGAAGCCAUAGAUAUUUCUGAUGAAAGUGACUUAGGACAUCUGUCAAAGCAGGAUGUUAGAAAAGUGAUUCGAGAGGGCGUUGAGGGAACUCCUUCCAAAGAGGAGAUAGAAGAUAUUGUACACCAUGGCCUGAAAGGAAGCGAGAGCGGAAAGAACGUGUCUGUGAACGUGGAGAUUGUAGAGGAGCCSCUGGAUUACACCGCUGAUGAAAGGACUGAUUUUUCAACACCUUUUGAAGUAGAAGAAGUGGAGGAUUCAUUCCCUGAGAGAGAGAAGCGUUACGGUGAAGAGGAACAAAACAUCAGCUUCCCGUACGAAGAUGUCAAAAAGAAGAAACCGCGCCAUGAGAGCUUCACUCGUGUGGAAGAAGUCACUGAGGAAGAUGACUCACCUAUUGAACAGAAAUAUUUUGUAUCUGUUCCUGAUGAUCAUGCUAUUAUUAAUGAAAAAGACGAUGACUCAAUAUAUGGGCAAAUUCAUAUUGAAGAAGAAUCAACCAUUAAAUACUCUUGGCAAGAUGAAUUUUUGCAAGGCACACAAAGUAAGAGAGAGGGAGGCGUGAGCUCUCCUGAAGAAACCUACAAAGUGGUAGGGGAGGAAGCAAAUGCCCAUAUUUUAAAAGAGCAUCCUGAAGGUGAAAGAUCCCAUGUUGAAUCUGUUGUUAUUGAAAAAGAAAUCAAAAUUCCCCAUGAAUUUCAGACGACGAUAAAAGGGCUUUUAUCCAAGGAAACGAAGGACCCUAAACAUCAAYUGAAGGAAGCUUUGGAGCAGCUGGAGGGCAGUCUCCCAGAAAGUGUGAAAGAGGAGCUGUCUGCAUUAACAAAAGACAGCAAAGUUGAUGCUAGUAACUUGGCAUUUGAUAUCAAAAAAGUUGAUCAGAAGGAGGAGGGGGGCUUGGUGACAAUUGUUGCUGAAGUCAAUCUGUCACAGACCCUCAAUACUGAUGAACUUGAUGCAGAUCAGCUUGGGGAAGUCAUCACAAGUGAGAAGGAGAAAGCAACAAUACACUCCCUGCAGAAAGAGAGCUCRGACAGGAGCAAAAUAGGAGCUGAUGUUUCUUCCCAUGGUGAUAAAUACACUCCUUUUGCUGASCAGGAAAUCUACAGCUCAUCCACAACGAGGCGGAGCGGUGGCACUGGCUAUCACACCACUGAAAGAAUUGUUUAUGACGGUUCGGUUUCRGAAACUGCCGAUUAUGGAGAAGCCUCUCACUCCUCGCAAUCAGCUGAUGAGACCCAGUCCCAAAGGCGGGUCAGGGUCAGCCCAGCAGAAGUCCAGAGGUUUGAGAAGGUCCUGUAUGAAGGGCCUGGCACUGAAACGCUGGAGCUCAGCGCUGCAGAAGAYGUUGUUCAGAGAGAGGGAGCGUCACAAUUCAGCCAAUCCGUGAAGCAUUUUAAACUGGGCCCUCAGGACAUCCAAACCACAGAACAAGUGUUUUAUACAGGCCCCAUUACUACAGUUGUAGAAGAGGUGGAUUCUGAAAAUUUUUCUCGGAAGGUUUCAACAGACUUCAGCAGGGCCACAAGACGUGUCACAGUAGGAUCAAGGCAGGUGACCGAAGAUGUCUCUUAUGAGGGGUUGGGCUCGGACUCKGUGACUCUCAACAGCACAGAUGGCCUUGCCCAGGCCGAAGGGGCUGUGGAUGUCAGCAGAUCAGUGAGGCACUUCAGGCUGGGCCCCAAAGAGGUUCAUACUGAGCACGUUAUCUUUGAGGGACCCAUCUCCGGAAAAGUGGAGGUCAGCAGCACCAGGGAUUUCUCACAGGCAGAAAGUUCAGUCAGACAAAUCCAGCUGGGUCCCCAGGGCUUUAUGACAGCUGAAGAGAUCAUCUACCAGGGGCCYGGCUCUGGGCACACAGAAAUCACUGAACUGGAAGACCAGAUGGUUUCAGGAGACUCGAGAGCUUUCAGGCACGUUAAAAUAAGUCCUGCAGGAACUCACACUGAGGAAAUAAUCUUCACAGGACCYAUUGCUGGAGUGGUGGAAGAUCUUUCACAAACAGAAGGCUCGUCUGAGAGCAGCAGUUCUGUGAAGCACAUCAAAGUAGGCUCCAGAGAAACAGCUUACACUUUCCAGAUGGAUGUUUCCAAUCUGGGUGGAAUAUCUGCAGUGAAGAGUGGAGAGCAGCAAGUGGCAAUGCUGGUGUCCAACAAGCAAGAGCCUUCCGCUGGUCAGCCGCAGGUCAUCGUCCAAAGCGACCGGCUUGCAGAAAGUGAAAGCACAAGAAGUGGAUACGUUCUGUCCGGUUUUUCCCAAGAUCAGGGUGGAAAAGUGGUGGAACAGUCAUUUUUUGAUAAAACUGUGCAGUUGCAAAGAACGGUCGACCAAAGGUCAGACACUUCUGAAGAGAAGAAAGUCGCUUUUGUCUACCUGGACCACGAGGAGGAAGAGGAUGAGGAUAACGAAAAUGAUGGACAGUGGUUCUGAAAGGACUCUGUGAUGAAGCCUACGUAGCCAUUUGUUUAUCUGUAUUUUUUAUCCUUUUUUUUACAGAGAAAAAAAGGGACGGGGAAACAAUCCAACUGUUUCGAUUAUUAAUGGUGGACUGAGAAGUAUUGAAUUUAAGCCUCUAUUCAGCACAUUUUAUUUUAUUGGAAAUUUUAUUUUUGAGAGAGCUCAUGCUAUUAAUAUGUUUUCCUCAGAGUUCUGUGUCUAAUAUUUUCAGAUUUUUUCACACAUAGAAACAGGAAUUUGCUACUGAGGAAUUCAAAGGAUUCUAUUUUUCCUGUUUGUUUUAUAGCACAUCAGCUAUUAAAUAUGUGCUUGAAUAGGACACUUCAAUUUUCUUUUUCUUAAUACUGUAUUGUACUUGGUUACUACAAUAUUACUAUGCAAUUUUAUUUAAGUCUCAAGCUACUAACUACAAAUGUAACAGAAUAUGAGACUAAUAAGAGAGUGGUAGUAGCUGAUUUUCAGUUCCAUUUCUGUGUACUUACAUGCAAUASCUAAUGAAUACAUUAUAAGAGACAGUUAUUACAGCUAUAAAAUUAAAUAUGAUCCUUUAGGAUCAAACUAAGCAUAGCAAAAAUUGACAAAAGUGGUAUUAUUUAUAUAGCUUGAAUGCAGUGCAAAAARGAAAGAGAUGACAGUGAGGUAAGAAUUUCUCACAGUAUUCCAAGUGAGAAAUAGUGAAUUUUAUGGUUAGAGAGUAUAAUAUAUUUAAUAUCUCCAAAAAGAUAAGAAAUAUAAAAAGUAGACUGGAUAGUGUUCCCACUGAGGUAAGGAGAACUCCUUGCAGACUCGGUGGCUGUGGACUUUAGUAACCUCAAGUUCCUUUGCAGUUUAUGGGUUACCGGAUACSAGGUAUUGCUAAAGGUAAGUGUGAAGUGUCMAACAUGAUUACAUAGUGCCUAAUUYCCUAACACAGGGAAAUUAGCUAGGAAGUGUCCUGUUAGAAGGAAACUUUUACAAAUGACAUUGAUGACUCUUUUAUGAUCAUUGUGUGUCGGCUCAUUCCCAGAUAAUCCUUUGUUUACAAACAAGAUGUCCUUUUCAAUCACUCCCCCUGCAAACCCAAGCUGAGAUUUGAAUUUAUUUUUUUCCCUUUUUGUUUUCCUCUGAAUGCAAUAUGUGCCUAAGGCCAAAGUUGCCUUCUACUUAAAUAAGCUAAUUUCACUAGGAUUGCACAUUGGUUGAAUGAAGGACAUAAUUAAAAUUUAUAUUUCAGUGACUUUACAAGUUCAGCUUGGAAGCCAGCACAGCACCACUGGCUGGACUGACCUGGGCAGUGCUGGCAGGGGCAAAAAUAGCAGCCAAAAUAUUGUCACUGUGGUAAGAAAUACCAUACUGGCCACGUAUGGAAGUAAGAAACAUUGAUGAGAAGCUGCUGUUUCACACACACACAAACACACACACACACAAACACAAACACUCACUGUGUCCCACCUCUGCAGAGCAGACACACACUUGGGUGGCGAGUGCUGACUCCCAGUUUUUUUCCUGUGGUUAUGUAAGCCUAGUCUUGUGUGUGCUGAUCCAGAUUUGAAUCCAGUUAGACUAUCUYAGUCUGGCAUGACUAGUCACUUUGCAGAUUCCUUACUAUUAACAGAAGUAGAUUUCUCAGAUCUGACUGCUGCUUUCUACUAUGAAUGUAAAUGCAAAGCUGAGAAGCUCYGUGUUGACUGACACAUCCUGCUGUUUCACAAAUGGGACAGUUUAAUCCUUGUGUGCCUUAGUGACUAAGUUUGAAACUGUACGAAGCUACUAAUGUUCCAAAGAUUAACUCAUGAGGUUUGUCURCGCUGCAAAAUUUUCUGAAUGUUUUCCUCAUUUUGUAUGAAAUCAUUUGUUGAAAUUGCAAGUUCCACCAAUGGCUGGAAAAUUAAUAGGAAACCGAGUUGUGCAGAAGCACUAAAGGCAUGUAAUCUAAGCUUAUUUAUACUGUUCACUGUGUAAUAGAUAACAUUUUUUCUYAAAAUUAUUGCUAUAUGCUGAGAAAAGAUCUUGUGCUUCCAUUUAUAAAUAGGAUGGUACGUAUUGUAAUACUUCUAAUCUCAUCCUAUACUUUUGUUUCCUUAGUUGACUGUAUGUUUUUAAAGGUGACAAUGUCUCUGUGUUUAAUAGUUAUGUAUAAGCCAGAAUUUUCCAGCUAGUUGCCUUACUGCCAGUAAUCAGAUUCUGUACUUCAACUAUUCAACAACUGCAUAAAGGAAGAAGUCAGGUCUGYAGUAAGCAACAGAGGUAAAAACAAGCAGCGUAAGUUUUCUUGAAAUUUUGUUCAAGACUUACCAUUCUCUGUAAAGCAGAUUAAAGAAUAUCUGCACAAAAUAUAUUUAGCAACUACUAAAAAGCUACUUAGAACAUCAAGCCCAUUUAUUGAUACAGUGUGGAACCUUUGACAAACAUGCUCCUUAGGAACAGUGAUGUCAAAACUGUUCUGUUUAUUUUCACCUGCUGAGAGAAUUAUAAUGUCAGGUGAAGGAAUAAACCAGUGAGAAGCAAGUGAUUCAUAAAAUGUAGGUGCUUUUGGCACUGAAGGAUUAAAAAAAAGCAACAAACAAAUACUGUUUUUAGUGAGGCAACAACAGCUCUUUAGAAAUUCAUUUGCACAUCACUGUCAGAUGUCAAAGGUUGUGCCAAGAUAAAUUUCUGAUUUGACUGUCUGGAGGAAAUUUUUUUCAGUGUAAU